This is a messenger RNA of Thalassophryne amazonica, 4156 nucleotides long. Its product is annotated as lysosome membrane protein 2-like. Gene Ontology annotation, cellular component: membrane; cytoplasm; lysosome. Gene Ontology annotation, biological process: protein targeting to lysosome; receptor-mediated endocytosis. Gene Ontology annotation, molecular function: scavenger receptor activity. Lineage: Eukaryota; Metazoa; Chordata; Actinopteri; Batrachoidiformes; Batrachoididae. Bases 70 to 1632 code for a protein of 520 amino acids. The transcript has 13 exons. The record is from RefSeq and is a predicted model, not a curated record.
AAAAGAAACACAAAAAGUGUUGGAUAGUUUGUACUCCAUCAGUGCCAACUGUGCGCAAACACCUGCACCAUGGAGCGAAGAUCGCGUGCGAUAUUGGCGGUCGGGAUCGUCUGCGCUCUGCUGCUGAUCGCUGGGAUCGGUUUAAGGGCUGCUGAAACCUUCCGCAAGUUGAUGCAUAAUCGCCUAAAAAAGGAGAUCAUUUUGGUCGAGGGCAGCCGGGUAUUUGAGUCAUGGAAGACUCCGCCUCCUCCUGUCUUCAUGGAGUUUUUCUUCUUCAACAUAACCAACGUAGAUGCGUUCCUGAAAGGCAGCAAGCCAGUGGUCACACAGGUUGGACCGUACACAUACAGGGAGUAUAGGUACAAGGAAAACGUGAGCAUGGUAGAAAAUGGCACGAGGGUGUCCGCAUACACGACAAAAAGCUUUGUGUUCUUGAGGGAGAAGUCUGUGGGUGACCCAGCUGUCGACCUCAUCACCACGGUCAACAUCCCUACCUGGGCUGUCAUGGACAAGUUGAAAGAAAGUUACGUAAAGGCCUACAUGGCGUCCAUCUGGAUGACCUCUCUUGGUGCCACUCUCUUCACUACACGCAAUGUGGAUGAACUGCUGUGGGGCUACGAAGACAACUUGCUGGCCUACCUUGCCACCAGCAAUCGAAACGUGGAGAAGAUUUUUGGUCUAAUGUACAAGAAAAAUGGAAGCAACGACGGGGAGUUUGUGUACCACACUGGUGAGCAGAACUACAUGGAUUAUGGCCGAGUCGAAACAUGGAAAGGUCAAAGCCAGCUGACAUUCUGGACAUCUAACCAAAGCAACAGCAUCAAUGGAUCAGAUGGAAGUGCCUUCCACCCCCUUCUGUCUAAGGAUGAACGUAUUUACAUCUUCACCCCAGACCUUUGCAGGUCAAUCUACAUGGAGUUUGAAAAGGACGUGGAGGUGAAAGGUAUCCCUGCCUACCGAUUCACACCGCCGCGGUCCGUAAUGGCCAGUAAGAAGGAAAACCCAGCCAACCAGGGUUUCUGCCUCAGCCCAGAAGAGUGCCUGGGAACUGGCCUUCUCAAAGUCAGCCCCUGUCGAAAAGGUGCUCCGGUGGUGGCCUCCUUUCCACAUUUUUACCUGGGGGAUGAGAAAUAUAUUUCUGCUAUUGAGGGAAUGUCUCCACAAAGGAUACAUCAUCAAACCUUUCUGGACCUGAACCCGACGACAGGAGUGAUUGUACGUGCAAACAAGAGGGCACAGGUUAACAUCCUGCUCCAGAGAAUCUCUGGAUUCUCGAAAACUCGAGGCCUGACUGAAACCAUCUUUCCUGUCAUGUUCAUCAAUGAGAGUGUGGUGAUCGAUGAUGCAUCUGCAGCAAGAGUACAGAAGCUCCUGCUGAUAGUCAAAGUGAUGUCCAAUUUCCCGCUGAUUAUUGUGGGAUUGGGUGCAAUUAUGCUUGUGGUUCUCACCAUCCUCCUAGUCCGUGCCCACAGACAGAAGAAUGAAGUUAAAAGCAUUGUGUUUACCAAGGCUCUCUAUGCUACCACGACAGAAGCAGAUACCACCUACAGUCCGGUCAAUGCCAAGGAAAAAGAAGAUCCCCAAAACGGAGCCUACAUUGCUAUGACACCUUCAGACAACCCGCAGUCUUGAGGAGAGGCAAGCGAAUGGACGGGGGGAGGUAGAUGGGGUUUUGUACAUGAUAAUGGUUAGAAAUUUGUGAUUUUUCACACUGGAGAAGAGAAAAUCCAGAAUUAUACAUUGUGAAAAUUCCAAUUAUAGUUAGACAUCUAACCUUUUAUUUUAUUUUUAAAGUUUUUGAUGGGUAUUGUCAGGGGCAGGGCGCAGAAUAAACAACACGUUUAAUAUUUCAGUUAACGUCAGCAGUUGGACAUUUAUUUGAUCUUGGUUUGACUGACCACUUUCUAAUGGGACGUGGAGGAUAAAUUGUGACCAGGAUAAUAAGUCCAUAAACUGUGAGCUUUUCCGUAUCAUACACCACUCUCAGGGGGCCUCUGCUUCGAUAUGAUCAAAAUGUGAGGGGAGCAAAGCGUACAGCAAGCCAUCUGUUUUUGAAGGCUCUUCAGUCAGUUCAGUAUUACUCUUGUGUUUGCCAUUUCAUUCUCAACUAUUAAAGGGGUUAUAUUGUGCCAGAUUGUUUUUCUGUUCUUCAAUUAACAGUCACAUCCGGUUGGUGUUUUAUGUUAAACAUUGUCAAAGACUGAAAAUUCUGUCUGUUCGGACAGAAAGUACUCUGCUGGAAGUAAAAUUUACGCCUGACACAGCUUGUUUUAGGCAUCUGUGACCUAUGUCACAAAAGUCCAUAUCUGGACUCUUGUUUGAUCCCCAAGACAUGAGGACUGAGCCAGACUACACUGUCAAACUGUGCUCACAUUAUUGCACUGAAACACAACUGUGUGCAUGUCUCCUCUGUUAUUUUGUGUAUGGGUAUGUGAUGCAUUCCUUUGUGCAAGAAAUGCAAUGUGCACCACAAACGUAUCACAUUGCAUUGAAAUUUCAAAUGCAUUGUAUGUUGACAAUGCACAAGCACUGACCUUUGCAUGUGCCCAUAAGUGUACGGCAGCAACUCUAGAAUUACUUCAUGUAGCUAAUGCUUGUAAUGGUGACCAGUGGGUUCAAAGCAGAAGAUAGUAUAGUGUUUUGUACUGGUAAAUAUCUGUGUGGACUAAUGCAGAGCACAAGAUGACAAUAAUGUGAACAUAUAUUAACACAGCCAAAAGCAUCUGUUGAAUGAUUUGUCAUUAUAGUGCUAAUUUCGUCAGACAAGACGAAAUAUAUUCAUCAAUGUUCUUUUUUUUCAUGACGAUGAUGAGACGGCGUCAGUGUUCUAAAACGCUGACGAAGACGAUAGUAACAUGCGUUACUGUUGACGAUAAAAGACCAGACUAAAAUGUUUUGCAUGAAAUAAAAACUGACAUAAAGUCUUUCUUAAUUUUCAUCUGCAAGCCUUAAGCCUUCAAAAUGUUUGCAUUCAGAAUGUUGCCACUGUGUUUCCUGUACUACUGCUACCACCUUGUGGCUGCAACAUGAAACUACAUGCAGCAAACAGAUCUCGUGGAAGAAAAGGCUUGAUAACUGGUCCUGUUUUAAAUAUCAUGAGACUGACAAGAAAAUCAAAUAACUAACAGUAUCUGACGGGAAGCACUGCAGAUUUAAAAUAUCUAAAAUAUAUUUACAAAUAAUUCAACAAGUGUAUUUUGUCAGGUCAUUAUGACGUUCAUUAUUUUAGAAACACUAUUGACUGAAAUGGUAAUCAGAAAUAAUGUAAAUGGGUUUUUUAAUCAAAGACUAAAAUGUCUUGACUGAAACAACACUAAAAUAUAUUCAGUUCUCUUUUGACUAACACAAGACUAAAAUAACCAGACUUUAACUUGAAUAAAACCUAACUAAAAAAAUGCAAAUGACUAUGUGAAUGAAUAAAUAUGACUGAAACUAAAAAGGACAUUUGACACAAGACUAAGACUAAAUUAAAGAACAGGUGACAGAAUUACACUACGUCAUUACCCAUAAUGCAGUGUGGUGUGGCACUACAUAGCAUGCACACUAAAUCAUUGGAAGUGUUUCUUCCGGUUUGUGUUUCUUGCUAUCCAAAGAUCAGCAAAACUGAGGGGAAAAGGCAUUUUUGCUUGAAUACUUGAGCAAAAAAAAAACAAAAAACUUAUGAAUGCACCAUUGCAUAGCGAUACAUUGCAUUAUAGGAAAUGACAAAACAUCAAAUAGAAGAGACACUAUUCUCUGAAAAUGAGGGGUGUGGCCAGCAGCAGGUCCUUUCUAUUUAAAGUGACAGGCACAUACAUAAGCUGAGAAAUAUGGGUUUACGUUGCAAUGCAUCAUCAUUGCUGUUUAUGGAGUAUUUUUAGCUACAAAAUUUUAAAACAGCUGUUGAAAAUAUGUAUAUGACCCCUUUAAUAUUAUGGCAGCAAUCAUUAAAGUUUUGCACUCAGGCACUGAUUUUGUAGAGGAUUUGCACAUGACAUCAUGAGUUUGGCCAAUCAAGUGUAAGUAUAAUUUGGAGUAAUUAUUUUGUGUUGUAUAAAAUGUCAGCACGUUCUCAAUGCUUAAAUCAUGAGGUUAGGACUUACUACAAUGAAGAGAUUGCUGUUGUGGGACAAGAUUCUGUCCAUCCAUCUGAACUGAAAGUCAUGAAAGUGUGUUU